Bursaphelenchus xylophilus (pine wood nematode) is the source of this 543-nucleotide messenger RNA. NCBI's taxonomy places the organism in Eukaryota, Metazoa, Nematoda, Chromadorea, Rhabditida, Aphelenchoididae. The record is from the annotation of a GenBank genome assembly.
AUGUCUGCUUUUGACAUACAUUCCAAGCCUACUGAUGUAAGUUUAUACUUUUUCUUGUUUUUACUUCUAGUUUUAGCCCAAAGCAUUGGGUGUCUUCGAUUAUUGGUAUCUUCAGUACUGUCUAACAACGGGUUUGUACAUGCUUGAGCCUUGGGAGCGACGCCUCUUCAACUCCGUCGUUCUCGGAGUUUUAACCGUAUCUGCUGGUAUAGCAUACAGAGGGAUCUCCGCGUUCUUCUGAAGAUGGCUACCACAGAAAUAAAAACCUCGGAUUCUAAAGUUACAAUUUUACUCAAGGCAGUUGGUUCUACUCCGAUUAUGAAGCAAAAGACGUGGAAUCUUGAGGGGAGCAACACCGUCGCCUGGUUGGUCUGCUUCAUCCGUAAAUAUCUGAAAUUACCGUCUUCUCAGAGUUUAUUCCUCUUCAUUAACCAAGCCUUUUCUCCCAGUCCCGACCAGACUAUCUCCAAUCUUCAACGAUGUUAUGCUCCAAACGAGCAGAAGCUAGUUAUUCAUUAUAGUACUACCAAUGCCUGGGGCUGA